Molecule: messenger RNA, 4112 nt
Organism: Notodromas monacha
Lineage: Eukaryota; Metazoa; Arthropoda; Ostracoda; Podocopida; Cyprididae
Source: the annotation of a GenBank genome assembly
CUUCACAGGUGUGUAUCUAUACACACACACACACACGUGGCGUCGGCAGCAGGGACAGGAGAUAUAUACGAUGGACGGUUCGUCCGGUGAUGCUGACGACGACCACCAUCACCUGCUGCUCCCUGACGUGCAUUCUGCUGCUGCUGCUGGACCCACCAGCAGUAACACCUUCUUCUCCGCAUUGCCGACCUUCAGCACCAUCAGCAGCUGGAACGAUUCAGCGUCUGCUGCAAGUCUCAACAACAACAACAACAACAACUCGUCCUUGUUAUUCACGGCAUUGGCCAGCAACGGGUCCUUCUUGUCAUCCCCGUCCUCUUCCUUAUUGCCGAGUGGUGCUGGUUUCGAUGCUGGUGUUGGUGGUGAUGAGCAGCACCUGCUGUUUGCCGGUGCAGCAGUAGGGGGAAUAACCGGCGGCGGCAGUAUCCUGGACGGUCGUGUCGUCGGUGGUGGUGUUGGUGACGACAGUGCCGACGACAUGGGUAUGGGCAUGGGCAUGGGCAUGGGCAUGGGUGGUGGUGUUGGUGGUGGUGAUGUUGGUGGUGGUGGUGGUGGUGGUGGCGAUGGUGAUGGUGGAGCCGAGGGCCUCAUGUGGCUCAAGUCCGCCGUGAUGGGCCUCAUCAUCGUGGCGGCCAUUUCCGGCAACGUGCUCGUGAUGGUGAGCGUGGUUCGGUUCCGGAAGCUGCGCAUCCUCACCAACUACUUCCUGGUGUCCCUGGCCUUCGCCGACACCCUCGUCGCGUCCGUGCCCAUGGUGUUCAACGCCAGCGUGACGAUCGCCGGCAAGUGGGUCUUUGCCCCCUGGGUCUGCGACUUUUGGAACUCCACCGACGUCUUCUUCUGCACCGUGUCCAUCCUGCACCUCUGCUCCAUCUCGGUGGACCGCUACUACGCCAUCGUGCGCCCACUGCGCUACCCCAUGACGGUGACCAAGAAGCGGUUGUACGGCGUCGUGUCGUCCAGCAUCUCCUUCUGGAUCCCGUCCGUCAUCAUGCUCAUGACCUACGGCAAGGUGUAUCGCGAGGCCAAGCGACAGGAGGAGGCCAUGCUCAAGACGAGGCGCGUGUCGGCCAUGUUCCUGGAGAACGUGGGAGCCCACCAGCACCUGGAGUUGGAGGAGCUGCACCAAACAACAACAGCAGCAGCAUCCUCGUCAUCCUCGAAGAGAGGCAAUAAGCAGCAGCAAUCAUCAUCAUCAUCAUCAUCAUCAUCGCCGCAUCAUCAGCAGAAUAAGCAGAAUAAUCAUCAUCGGCACCUGCUGAUGGCGUCCGACGCUGCUGCUGCCGGUAAUAAUACCUCGUCGUCUUCGCCCACCAACACCGCCGCCAGCAGUGGGUUGAGCGAGCGCCAGCAUCAGCAGCAGGGCACGCUGCACAAGAUGAAGCACGAGCACAAGGCUGCUCGCACCCUGGGAAUCAUCAUGGGCGCCUUCCUCGCCUGCUGGUUCCCCUUCUUCGCCUGGUACCUCCUGACGGCCCUCAUCGUGCCGCUCCGAGACCACACGCCGCCCAUGCUGGAGGAGACCGUGUUCUGGAUCGGCUACUUCAACUCCACGCUCAACCCGCUCAUCUACGCCUACUUCAACAAGGACUUCCGCGAGGCAUUCAAGGACACGCUGCUGCAGAUCCUGUGUUGCGGUCGGUACGAGGCGGACAAGCAGAAGCAGAUGCCGGACUGGACACACGUCAACAUCACCGUCAACGGGGUGCCGACGUCAGUCUGAUAUGACGACACCAUAUACACGCGACAACGACGACAUUUAUACAGCAUAUACAAUAAUAACGACGCACGCCCAUCAUCUGCAGCACCAUAGCACAUGAGCAUCAGCAGCAGCAGCAGUCUUCAACGCACUGUAUACUGCUGUAUUGUGCUGCUGAUGCAGGAUGUUACAGCAGUCUUCUUACAUAUCUUCGUCUUCUUAUUAUAUUCUUCGUCAGCUUUCACAUCAUGCUGCGAUCGACACAUGCUGAUUCCUGUCGUCUUCGUCUUUCUUGUGCUGCUGCUACAUAAUAUACAGCCUGUCAUCGUCGAUAGAUCCUCUUUAUAAUAUUAGCGGCUGCGUGAUGCUGUGCAUUAUUAGUACAGUAUACAGUACAUUCAUCGUCCUCUUCCAUUUACAUGCAUAUGAAAGGCAUCGAUGAUGGAGCAGCGAGCGACAUCUCUCAUUUCCAUGGACCUCGCUAACAAACGUCUCAACUGUGGUAUCAUUGUCAGAUGUCGUGUGUUCACUCAUCAGCAGUAGUUUUGCUCAUGCAUCAUCUGAUGUAUACAUCAGUGCUGAUGCCGUCAGCAUCGAUCGUCGUAAUAUGCUGAAUAUACCUCUGUUCUUGCUGUUAUGCCCGAAACGUACAGCUGAAAAAGGAAAACUGUGGUUACCAUGAGCAGCGAGCGGCAUGUGCUAUACAGUACUGGAACAAUCGGAACUUCAUACUGCUGUAUAUAUAGAGUGGUACGUGAAUCAAAAUGCCGAAUACGUGUGUGUAUAAAUAUAAUAGGACGAUGCAAUAUUGAUGAUGAUGAUGACCCGAAGAUGAUGGAGUCAUCAUGCAUGUGAUAUACAGUACUGUAUAAGACCCAUUUUUCAUCACAUCAGCACACACGCGUACACACCAUUUCCAAUUGAAGCGACUGCGAUUCAAAAGAUCCUGCAAUCAAAACCAGAGACUCCAUUUUUUUUUAUUGAGGAAUACUGUAUAUGCUGUAUGAUUCGACGCUCGACGUUAAUUGUCAGCAGUUGAUAAAUCAAAAUGUAUGCAUCGAACAAAACUUCUUCCUCGUGUAUAAACUGAUGUAUAUAUGCGGCUGCUGAUGUUGCUGCUGCUGUUAUUGUUGUUAUGUUGUCCAUGAAAUACUGUAAUGCACUGCUUAAUAUAUACAGUAGCUAUAUAUGCAGUAUUACAUGGUCUGUAUACUGCUGUAAAUAUAUAGCUACCGUUUAGUUUUUUUUUUUUCUUCUCAUUUGUAACAUGACCAUGUUUAUCAUAUGACGAGCAAAGAUCACGUAUACAUGCUGCAUACCGCCGAAUCAAAAUGGUGGCCUUCCCAGCAUGCAUCAGCAGCACGCAUCAGCAGGAACAAUAAUAAGAAACAAAAGUUACUCGAUUGGAAAUGUGAGAGAGAUAGAUGAUACAAAUCUUGUUUAGAAGAGGGCUAAUGUAUAAUUUUGUUUUUGCGGUAUACAUGCAUUUAUUUUUAUUUUUCUCGCGCCUGCGUGUAUAUAUGUAUUUGCUGAAGAUGAUGUCUGGUGAUGAUGAGUGCUCUGCUGUAUAUAUACUGUAUUGUAUACAUGCUGCGUUAGUGAUGUAUAUAUGAGCUACGAUGAAUAUGAUUGUGUUCUGAUGAUGGAUAUCAGCAUGAUGUGUUAUUCCCGAUGAUAUCAUCGUCCAGCAACCAGCAGCAAAUGCUGCAGAUGAUGAUGAUGAUGAUGAGGUAUAUUUGAACGAACAUAAUAUAUAAAUGUAUCCCGGUUUUACAUGUGAUCCUCUUUAUAUGCGUUGAUUGCGCGCGGGUACUAUAUAAUACCAUCACCUUUGCUCAGGAACGCGUCAUUGAUGCGAGGAACAGAAUGAUGCGGAUGAACCUCAAUUACUGUACCAUUUAUUUUACUUUUCAUUUGAAAAGGCCGGGAAAGAGACGAAAGGCAUCGACAUCAUCAUGCAUGAUGAUGACGAUGAUGAUGUGAAAAAAGGAUUCGAUCAAUGCGUCGAAAUAUACGUCGAGUUCGGGAUUGCUGAUGCAUCAGACGAAUCUUCUGCCGGUGCUGUUGUCGUUUUUUGUUGGUUUUUCAUGCGCGGGAAUGAUCCAAGCAGCAGCAGUGACUUGCUGAUGAUUAUAUUUGAGUGUGAAGGAGACGAUUGUUUUCCAUGUGGAUUGUGCAGGAUUACAUAGGUCUUCAGCACGCAAGCAGCAGCGGCAUUGUGAGAAAUAUUGUAGUGAUACACUUUCGAGCCCUUAUAAUUGUGUUUGUCAUCGAUGAGGGCCAGGGGCGGGGGCCACAAGUGUCAUUGUACCAAGCAGCUGCUGCUGGCAGCAUCUUUCAUACGAUCGCAGCCGUGCGUGGCGCUGGUAUACGCGGGAGGAACCACGAAAUAUACCAACAUUCUUGCCAGGCA